AUGGACGAGUACGGCGCCGACGUCUUCGUCAACCGAGAUGAUCCAAUACCAACCGUGCGCCUAGAUGGGACCGCUUCGAGCUCUGGGUCCGCUUCCGCCUCUCAGGCGCCGACGAACCACGACUCGGAUCACUCAGAUGUAGAAUCGCCAGCGCCUAGGCGGCGCGGCAUCCGGGACCGCCUCUCGGCCUUCAGAGACAAGGCCUCCAUCCAGGACAAGCUGGUGGAGAAGCUCCUGACCCAGGUUCUUCAGGAUGACGGAAGCGAAGCACCUCCGGACGCGCCUCCCAAGGGCGGCGCAAGCGCUCCCGGCUCCUCAAAGCCCAACUUCAGCCUUCCCACCAUGUCAUACAACUUCCGCCGGUUCAACAGCCGCAUCGGCGUCGUCUUCGUCUUUCAGGCCCGCGCCAUCCGCCUGCUCUCAUGGAAGCACCCUACCCACACUCUGUCCUUCCUGGCUAUAUACACUUUCGUCUGUCUGGACCCGUAUCUCCUCCCGCUCUUGCCCUUGGCCAUCUUGCUCUUCGGCGUCAUGAUACCAAACUUUGUUGCCCGGCACCCGGCCGCACCGUUCAGUCUGUCUAGCGAGCAGGCCAUCGGCUACUCACCCCAUGGGCCACCUUUAGCGCCAGCAAGGACCGUGAAACCCGUCAAGGAGCUCAGCCAUGACUUCUUUCGCAAUAUGCGGGACCUUCAGAACUGCAUGGAGGAUUUCAGCCAGCUUCACGACGGUGUCGUAACACUCGUAGUUCCAAGAGUGAACUUCAGUAACGAGGCAUUGAGCAGUGCUAUAUUCGUAUUCGUGUUCAUCGGGUGCCUGUUCAUGAGCAUCGCUGCCAACAUAUUGCCUUGGCGGUUCAUUUUCUUGGUCGCAGGGUGGGCAGUGACCGUAAUGGGUCAUCCUUUGGUCCAGAAACAGAUCGAGGCCGCCAAUGAGACGCACAUGAAACAGAACGGAGAGAAGGCGCGGAGUUGGAUGGAAAAUUGGGUUGAGGGUGAUGUUAUACUUGACAGUGCACCCGAAACUCGUGAGGUAGAAAUAUUUGAGCUACAGCGGCUCUCGGAUCCCGAAGGUGAGUGGGAGCCGUGGAUGUUCAGCGCCUCGCCACACGAUCCCAUGUCAGCUGCGAGGAUAUCUGGCGACCGGCCAGUGGGAGCAAGGUUUUUCGAAGACGUACAACCACCUCAGGGCUGGGAAUGGAGCGAGAAGAAGUGGGCUCUAGAUCUUUGGAGCAGGGAGUGGGUGGAAGAUCGCAUCAUCACGGGGGUCGAGGUGGAGACCGAAGGUGAGAGAUGGGUCUACGACAUAUACUACGAGCCUGAGGACAAGGUGGGCGUAGUUGAGGAAAGUAAACAACAGACGCCUACAAAGGGCAAAACGAAGGCUUCACGUUCGAAGCCAAGUUGGGAGGAGGGCGAGGACUACGAAGGGAGGAGAGGAGAAUGGCGCCGGAGGCGAUGGGUGAGGCUGGUGAAAAGGAAGAACCUGGGCGCGACUCAAGAAUCAUGA
Neoarthrinium moseri is the source of this 1509-nucleotide messenger RNA. RefSeq lists its product as uncharacterized. Gene Ontology annotation, biological process: peroxisome organization. NCBI's taxonomy places the organism in Eukaryota, Fungi, Ascomycota, Sordariomycetes, Amphisphaeriales, Apiosporaceae. The record is from RefSeq and is a predicted model, not a curated record. The transcript has a single exon. Gene Ontology annotation, cellular component: peroxisomal membrane. The coding region runs from base 1 to 1509 and encodes 502 amino acids.